Drosophila ficusphila is the source of this 1200-nucleotide messenger RNA. RefSeq lists its product as uncharacterized. NCBI's taxonomy places the organism in Eukaryota, Metazoa, Arthropoda, Insecta, Diptera, Drosophilidae. The transcript is spliced from 2 exons. Bases 622 to 1008 code for a protein of 128 amino acids. The record is from RefSeq and is a predicted model, not a curated record.
AAUGCAAAAAACAGAAAAAAUAAAUCCUCUAAUUUUUGGCGCAUUUUCUUUUCGAUGGCAAAGGACUUUUAGGCAGCAGGCCACAACCUCUUCGUUCGACGUUCGUUUGUUUAAUAAAGUUUCGGGCCUGCCAUGUAACUUUAGUUGUAAGCGCAGCUGUGUAUGUAUACGUGAAAUAUUGCAGUGUCCUUGAACUAUGCAUUUGGUGACCGUACGCCCACAACCACCCACCUUUUCACACAUCCCAAUCGCUCAACCACGAUGACUACUGCCAACUACUACUACUACUAACCCACCCCGGGAAUUGCGGCUGGAUAAUUUUACAAAAAUUUGAUUAAACCGAACGUGAUGCUCUUGUAAUUGCAUUACGUUAAGGUUUCAGAUGUAUUUGAAGGAAAGAAAGCGAGAAAACCCACCACCACUGCGGAGACGCAAUGAAUGACAAGUAUUGCGGCCCAUGUCCCAUCUCCGAAACGCAAUUAGAGCUACAUCUUUUUGACAAGUGAUUUGUUUCGGGCUGCGGAACGGAGAGCAGCCCAGCCAAACGGUUAUAAAUAGCCAUUGACUUGACGGCAGGGAAAAAUAAUAAGAACUAAAGCCGCGGCGAGGCGACUCUGCCAUAUGGUUGCCGUGUACCCAAUCCAUUUCGGCGUGUCAUAUUGCUUGGUCCUGGUCGCGUUCACGGUUGCGGAGAACGAAUCUCUCCUGGUCUCACUCGCAGUUUCCUGCUCGUCACAGUUCCUCAUCCCCGCAAACAGAAAACCAGUCGAGCAUCUAGCAUCCCUUGUGGCCCUUCCUGGUUGUCUACCCUCCGUACUCCAUCCUCCGUCCUCCCGAUGCCUGACUACUUCUAAGCCAAACCUCUCCACCGCCAACUUGCCGGAUUCUCGCUCUGAUGUUCCUCCGUCCGCCAACCACUCAACUGAAGCUCCAGCUUCGUCGUCGGUGGAGCGUGAUAACGAAACCGAACUCCCCGAUGCCCUUCGCUCUCCGCCGAACCAAAAGUAAUCCGGGUACUUUAACCAACUUUUAAAGGUUUUUUGGCGGAGCAAACAUCGCUAUGUGUAAACUGGUACGGACAACAAAAUUGUAAGCUUCAAAAUUUAAAAGUUAUAUAAGAAAUCAACAAAUUUCAAAUCGGACUUUGCCUAGUUUCGGAUUUUUCCUAUUUAGCGAUAAAAAUAAAAAAUUUCCAAAAAG